ACCAGAUAGGCUUAGAGAAGAGACAUCUAAAUUCCACCUUUCUUCACAACGCACAUUAGCCGCAUUUGGUGUUCACCUACAAGAAUCAAUCAACCAAAGAACUUCUUUACCCUGUAUUAGUUACUGAAACACCAACAAUUCAACCGUUUCGACUUGCAUAUCCAAUUAUACAAUGUAUGUUGAAUUACCCUUUGAGGAGUUAAAACCCGACACUCGGAAAAGACGAGUAGCCUAUUUCUAUGACCAGGAUGUUGGAAACUACUUCUAUGGAACUGGUCAUUGUAUGAAACCACAUCGAAUAAGAAUGACCCAUUCCUUAAUUAUGAAUUAUGAAUUGUACAAGAAGAUGGAAAUUUAUAGAGCCAAGCCAGCAACCAAUUUAGAAUUAACCCAAUUCCACACCGACGAAUACAUAGAUUUCAUUGAUAGGGUCACCCCUGACAAUUUACAAUUGUUUGAACGAGAACAAAUCAUCUUUAAUGUCGGUGAUGAUUGUCCUGUGUUUGAUGGUCUUGGAGAAUUUUGUAAAAUUUCAUGUGGUGGGUCCAUGGAAGGGGCAGCCCGAUUAAAUAAUGGACUGGCUGAUAUUGCCAUUAAUUAUGCUGGGGGAUUGCAUCAUGCCAAAAAGUCAGAAGCUAGUGGAUUUUGUUAUUUGAAUGAUAUUGUAUUAGGGAUAAUUGAAUUAUUAAGAGUUCAUCCUCGAGUUUUGUACAUAGAUACCGAUGUUCAUCACGGUGAUGGGGUCGAAGAAGCAUUUUACACCAAUGAUAGAGUAAUGACAUGUUCUUUCCAUAAAUUUGGUGAGUUUUUCCCCGGGACAGGUAACUUGAAUGAUAUUGGAAUAGGCAAGGGGAAAUACUAUGCCGUUAAUGUACCACUUAGGGAUGGGAUAGAUGAUGCAUCAUACAAGUCGAUUUUUGAACCAAUAAUAGCAGCAAUAGUAGAUUGGUACCAACCUUCAGCUAUUGUAUUACAAUGUGGUGGUGAUUCUCUAAGUGGUGAUAGAUUGGGACCAUUCAAUUUAUCGAUGAGAGGUCAUGCCAAUUGUGUUAAUUUUGUAAGAUCACUUGGAAUACCAAUGAUGGUAGUUGGUGGAGGAGGAUACACAAUUAGAAAUGUGGCUAGAACAUGGGCAUUUGAAACUGGGAUCUGCAAUGGGGCUAUAUUACCCAAAGAAUUGCCCUAUAAUGGAUACUAUGAAUAUUAUGCUCCUUUGUACGAGUUGGAUGUGAGAUCAUCCAAUAUGAACAAUGCCAAUUCGAGAGAAUAUUUGGAUAAGAUAUUGACCCAGGUGAUCUCAAAUCUUGACCAUACCAAGCAUGCUCCUUCAGUUCAAAUGAAUGAGGUACCUGUGGGUAUGGAUCUAGAUGAAGACUUGGAGGAAGAUUUGCCCGAGCUGCUUGAUACUAAAGGAGGUUCGCAGCGUGCGAGAGAUAAACUAGUAGAGGCAGAAGGAGAAUUUUAUGAUGCUGAUGAAAAGGAGUUUGGUGCAACUAAUAUUUCUAACGGUUACAGUUUAUCAGAAAGUGAAAAGGCAGAGAUUGAAGAGUUAAAUAAGCAAAUUGUCUGAUCUUGAAUAAUCAGUAUGAGUUUGCAACCUUACUUAUAAGCACCCCUUAGCUUUAUUGCAUGUAAACUAAAUGUACUUAUUCUUU
This is a messenger RNA of Spathaspora passalidarum NRRL Y-27907, 1655 nucleotides long. RefSeq names its product Rpd3p (gene RPD3). The coding region runs from base 173 to 1570 and encodes 465 amino acids. Lineage: Eukaryota; Fungi; Ascomycota; Pichiomycetes; Serinales; Debaryomycetaceae. The record is from RefSeq and is a predicted model, not a curated record. Gene Ontology annotation, molecular function: histone deacetylase activity. The transcript has a single exon.